AUGAAUCACAGCAAUAGCUCUUCUGGAAUUACCAUGUUUAUAGAAUUGUUAAAUGGAUUGGGAAAGUUAUUUAAUGAUUCAUCCAAACAUUCAAUUGCCAAUUCGAAUUCACAUAAUCAUGUCUUGUAUUAUGAAUCACUCACUGAAAAUGAUUAUUAUGAAGCAUUGAAUCAUGUUCCAUCCAAUCUUGACGAUUCCGACAUGAAAAUAGUGUUAAAAAAAUUAUAUUCGACCAAUCAUCCAGAAAUUCUCAGAUUUUUGUGUGGAAUUGCACAAUUAGUGGUCGUUUCAACACUUGGUAAAAUUGCAUCUGCGAUUUUACAAUCCAAAAUUCCAUUGCAACCCAAAGACGUUCGAGGUAGUUGGACGGUUGAGUUUAGAAGAUAUGAAGAAGGUGCAGAUCCACAUGGAUGUUCGUUUGGAAUUCUUCAUCAGAGAACAGAUUGUAUCAUGAAGAAGGAAAGUCCUUCAAUUUUGAAACCAGUGUAUAAUUUCCAAUGGCAAAUUGAAAUCAAAUUCAAAACCAUUGCAAUUAGCUCAGUAGAUGUUGUCACUGUGAGAUUGUUAAAUAUUGAUUGGAUUUGUGAUCCAACUUUGAAAAUUAGUGACACUGAAAAAGAAGAAUUAAUUGGCAUUUGUAAAAAGUUCUUCUCAUUCGAUCGAGCGAACAACAAAUUGCAUGAAUUCGAUCAGACAUGUUUAGUACCCUCUGGAAAAGUACUCGUAGAAUGUUCUCACAAGUGUGACGAUUCUAUACUUUCCGCUAAUACUUCUGACAAAGAUGCAACCACUCCAAGAGGAAGUGAAAAACACACACCAACCAUUGCGACCACUCCAACCAUCGUUAGUAAUGAUAAGAAUUCCAAGCAACACAAAAGAUCAAAUGAAAUGGGUUGGUUAAAGAAAUUAUUAAUGAGCUCUUCGACCUCAUCGGAAGAAAUAUUUGAAACUCUGUCGAGUUAUAAACAACAAGAACCCUCUCCAAGCACACCAAGAAAGUGA
This is a messenger RNA of Naegleria lovaniensis, 1002 nucleotides long. RefSeq lists its product as uncharacterized. The transcript has a single exon. Lineage: Eukaryota; Heterolobosea; Eutetramitea; Acrasida; Naegleriidae. Bases 1 to 1002 code for a protein of 333 amino acids. The record is from RefSeq and is a predicted model, not a curated record.